CAUUUAACAAUUUGUUAUUAUUGUUGAUUGUUAUAAGUCAACUCGUAGGUUGAAAUCGAAACAAUAAAAUAAAUGGUUGUGUAACUGAAUAGUUCUAUUAAAAUGCGGUGGAGUGAAAACGAAACAUAUCAAUUCGUUAAAAUAUAUCUAAGUCAUGAACUUUUGUGGAAUCCUGAGCACGCCGCGUACAGAAUCAAAGGUAAAAGGUUGAAGGCAUAUAGAGAAGUAAUCGCUGAACUAAACGAAAUAACGGGCAUAUUAUUGAAUGUAACAGAAUUAAAAAUAAAGAUUAAGAAUCUAAGGUCGACGUACAUGCAGGAAAUUGCUAAAAUUAAACAUCGAUCCGGCCCAGACUGGUCAUACAAACCGAACAUGAAGUGGUUUUCUGAAUGGCACAAACAUUUUGGUGGGUUGAAGAAAGCUCCUGAUGACUCCUCUACGUUCGACAGCCAACAAGAUUCUUUAGAUGAUGCAAACCAAAAAAUAUGGCUAUCAAGCACAGACAAUAUGGAAGAAGAAACCUUGGAGCCAUUCCCUGCAGACAAUGAAUACACAUUAAUUUUAAAAACGGAACCCCGGGAAGUAUCACAUAUGAAUGAAAGUAGAUACCAAAACAAAAAGAAAAAAAUGAACCAUAGACGGCCUAGUACAGACUGCUCUGAUAGAACCUUUGUGGAGAACAUAGACUCAAGUAUAGAGCCUUCUGCAAAAGAGGAUGAAUUUGAUAUUUAUGGGAAGUACAUUGCAUCGCAGUUGAGGAAGAUGGAUUUACAGAAAGCCUUGAGUGUGCAGCUUGAGAUUCAGAGUCUAGUUAGUGAAGCGAGGCUCUCUGGGUUAAAUGGAAAACAUUGAAAGACCUAAUUGACAUAAUUAUAAGUACAAAUCUUUUAUCUUAGGCUAGACUUACACUAUAUAUUUACUCUGUGGACUUAUGCAAUGCAGAUUGCCUUGAACCUAGUCACCUACGGAAGCAAUAUAAAAUUUUUAAGUAAUAUCAUUUCAGCAGUUUGACUAUGUCAGCCUGGCAGCUAGGCAUGGUGUCAAAUCUAAGACAUAUUAUGUUCAAAUACUCAAACGCCACUCAAUUUUAAGACACUCUCAACAAUAGUUCUGUCUCAACAUAUUCUUUACUAAAAACAGAAAUAACACGAUAUUUAACUUAAAAUUGAGUAUCA
Messenger RNA from Spodoptera frugiperda (fall armyworm), 1175 nucleotides. RefSeq lists its product as uncharacterized. The record is from RefSeq and is a predicted model, not a curated record. The transcript is spliced from 2 exons. The coding region runs from base 103 to 852 and encodes 249 amino acids. NCBI's taxonomy places the organism in Eukaryota, Metazoa, Arthropoda, Insecta, Lepidoptera, Noctuidae.